Drosophila yakuba is the source of this 2574-nucleotide messenger RNA. RefSeq names its product protein toll-like. The transcript has a single exon. Gene Ontology annotation, biological process: toll-like receptor signaling pathway; innate immune response. NCBI's taxonomy places the organism in Eukaryota, Metazoa, Arthropoda, Insecta, Diptera, Drosophilidae. The coding region runs from base 78 to 2486 and encodes 802 amino acids. Gene Ontology annotation, cellular component: membrane. Gene Ontology annotation, molecular function: protein binding; transmembrane signaling receptor activity. The record is from RefSeq and is a predicted model, not a curated record.
AGUGUCGCUUUUCUAGCAUUAAUGUGUGCCUGCAUUUCAGAUCUUCUACACUUCAGGAAUCAUUAACAUAUUGUGUUAUGAAGGUUGCGAGUAUGGUGGACUUGCAAAAUUUUGACGAAUUCACGAAUCUUGAAAUCAUUGAAGUUAACCGAUAUAAAUCCUUUGAAAAUCUUACUGCUUUCAUAUGUGAACCAAACAAAAGUCACUGUCAAUUUACAUUCGGAAUUAAUAAGGUUGCAUGCCCCUUUCAAUGCAAUUGCACAUAUGAUCGAGACAAGUCACGUUUAGAAAUUGAUUGUUGGCAGAAAAAUCUCACAACUAUUCCACCGCUACCGGUUCCGAAAAAAGGUCAUUCACUUUUGGUGUUUGAGGCCAACCGGUUGGCUGAACUGCCCAACAACUCAUUGGAAGGCUAUAAAAACUUAAAAAGCUUAGACGUGUCAUACAACCAAUUAACAAGUCUAAGUCUGAGCCAACUGCCUGAAAGUCUUUACCAUCUGGACAUCAGACAUAAUAAUAUUACUACUCUAAGUCCACAGGUUGUUGAGUAUCUACACAGUGUUAAUACUUUCCAUCAGUUUGGCAACAAAUGGAUCAUCUACUGCGAUGAAUACUACUUACAAGAUUUCUUUAGGAAUAAAGCAAAAUUGUUACGGAUAAAAACAUCCAAAUUUGACUACAUAAUGAAAUCCAUGAGAUUAAAAAUUAAUACUUCAUUCAUAAGAAUGUUUUUUUUUAAACAUACAGAUAAUUUAUAUCUAGAAGCAAAUGAAGAUCAAAUGAAAAGGGCCUUUAAGAGUUCGUAUAAAUACUUAAAGGCAAUGGAACUAUUAAAUCAGUUCAUUGGGCUGUUUUCGGCGGAAUACGAUGAAAUUAUUCUCCAACAUCUCAACGCACGCUGUCCUUACAGAUGCUCAUGUUGUGUCGAACGGCAAACGGGUGAUUUUAUUAUAAAUUGUCGGAAUUUAACUCUUGACUUUUAUCCAAUUAUACCGAACCCGAUUUCGUACAACACGACAUUAUAUCUUGAUGCAAAUGAAAUAUCUUUUGUCAUUGUUCCGCCAAUUAUAAUCUAUACUGGGUUAAAGAAAUUGCACAUGUCCCAAAACCUGUUAAGAGAAUUUCCACUUCAGCGGCUCUCAGAAAACAUAACUUACAUAGACGUACGCAAUAAUCGCUUAAAGUAUCUGGAUGAUGGUGUGGUAGCCUUUCUUGAAAAUCGGGAGGACAUCACCAAGAUAGAACUUUCUGGAAACCCAUGGGAAUUUUACUGCGGGAGAAAGACCUUCCUAUCUUAUCUCAAGAAGCACGAGCCGGUAGAAUACGAAACAGCCCUCCGCCGCGUUAACAUAACUCAGGAUAAGUGUCCUGUAGACUGCAUUUGCUGCGUCGAAACCCAAUUCGAAUUGCAUACACUGAUGAUCGACUGCAGUGGAAAGGACCUUCGCGAAAUACCACCACUACCCACACUAGCACUUGGACAAACAACUCUCAUCUUUGAAAGAAAUAAUCUCAAGAAAUGGCCAUCCAGCUUUCUACUAGAAUUCUCAAACGUGACACGACUUUAUUUGGCCCACAACAGACUUUCCGCUAUUGAUCACCUACCAGAGAAACUUAUACACCUGGACAUCAGUCACAAUAACUUCACGGCUCUAGACGAUCGAGUACGGGGAUUCCUGCAGAAACGAAUGAAUUCAUCCCAGAUGAAACUAUCACUUUUUGGGAAUCCGUGGACUUGCAGUUGCAAAGAGAAGGACUUCCUGGUAUUCGUAAAGGCCCAUGCGAAGAAUAUUGCAAACGCUUCUGCUGUUCAAUGCAGUGGUACUGGACGAUCGUUGAUUGAGAUCGAGGAGGCUGAUAUAUGCCCCUCGGUCCUUAUCUACUUCACCUCCCUUGCCGUCUCUCUGCUGAUCCUUGCUUUGUCCCUUAACGUUUUUGUAUGCUUCAGGCGACCCAUAAUGAUCUGGUUCUACGAACACGAAAUAUGCCUCAGUUUGGUCGCCCGCCGGGAACUCGACGAGGAGAAGAAAUACGAUGCCUUCCUAGCAUUCACCCACAAGGACGAGGAGCUUGUCGAGGAGUUCGUGGAUCGCUUGGAGAACGGCAAGCACAAGUUUAGGCUUUGUUUCUACCUGCGAGAUUGGUUGGUGGGCGAGUGCAUUCCCGAUUGCAUUAACCAAUCUGUCCAGGGCUCAAGGCGCAUUAUCAUCCUGAUGACGAAGAACUUCCUCCAGUCCACCUGGGGUCGCCUUGAGUUCAGAUUGGCGCUACAUGCAACCUCGAAGGAUCGGUGCAAGCGCCUGAUCGUGGUCCUUUAUCCGGAUGUAGAAAACUUCGAUGACCUAGACAGCGAGUUGAAGGCGUACAUGGUGUUGAACACCUAUCUGGAGAGAAAUCAUCCAAACUUCUGGAACAAGCUGAUGUAUUCAAUGCCACAUGACAUGCAUUCGAAGAGAAGACGUUCUGAUGAAGAAACAGAGGUAUAAGAACAAAAUACACAUCAUAUGCUAUGAAAAAUAUAUUAUCCUUUUUUCCUGUUUAUCUAUCAAAUCAUUUCCAAGCUCUGUCAAAACA